AUGAUCCUGACCCUCACAGCCCUGCUUUGUCUUGGGUUGAGUCUGGGCCCCAGGACCCAAGUUCAGGCAGGGACCAUCCCCAAGCCCACCUUCUGGGCAGAGCCAGGGUCUGUGAUCUCCUGGGGAGAUCCUGUGACCAUGUGGUGUCAGGGGAGCCUGGAGACCCAGAAAUACUGUCUGAAUAAAGAGGGAAGUUCACUGCCCAGAGAAAUACAGAGCACACAAGAACCUGGGAACAAGGGCAAGUUCUACAUCUCAUACAUGACAGAUAAAUAUGCAGGAAGAUAUCACUGUUACUAUGGCAGCUCUGGUAGCAAGUCAGACCUGAGUGACACUCUGGAGCUGGUGGUUACAGGAGCCUACAGAAAACCCACUAUCUCAGCUCUGCCCAGCCCUGUCAUAACCUCAGGAGGGAACGUGACACUCCUGUGUCGCACUUCAGGGGUAUUUGGAAAGUUCAUUCUCAUUGAGGAAGGAGAAUACACUCACGCCAGGACCCUGGACUCACAGAGGCAUCCAACUGGGCAGUUCCAGGCGCUGUUCCCUGUGGGCCCCAUGACCCCCAGCCACAGGUGGACAUUCAGAUGCUAUGGCUAUUACAGAAACACACCCCAGGUGUGGUCAGAACCAAGUGACCCCCUGAACAUUCUGAUCAUAGGCGUGCUUUCCAUGAGUCCUGUGAACUCAUUCCAUGGGAGAAUCUACAGGUGCUAUGGCUCAAAUAGCACCUCCUUCUACCUGUUUUCAAACUCCAGUUCUCCCCUGGAGCUGGUGAGGGAGGGGGGCUCCAAGGGACAGUCAGUCAGAAGGGUAUUCAUCUAUGGAGGACAGGGUGCCAACAUGGUCCUUCUCAGGCAUGUCCAUCCCUUCUUCUCUCCUGGGGUCCAGAACAUACCAGAUCCCCCAGGUGACCACAGCUCCCUACUCACAGGGCUCAUCUCUACAGCUGGUUUGGAAAGGUACAUGGAGAUUCUGAUCGGAGUCUCAGUGGCCAUGGUUCUGCUUCUCUUCCUUUUCCUCUUCUUCUUCCUCCGACACCAUCAUCAGCGCAAACAUAAGACAUCAGAUGCUGCCCUGAAGGAAACACAGCCUGAGGAUUGGGUGGAGCUGGAGAGUCGGAGUCCACAUGAUGAAGAUCCCCAGGGAGUGAUGUGUCCCCAGGUGAACCUCUCCAGACUCAGGCGGGGAGUGACCUCUCCCUCUUCAGUCCUGUCAGGAGAAUUCUUGCACAUAAAAGACAGACAAGCAGAAGAGGACAGACGGAGGGACAGUCAGACUGCUGUAUCUGAAGACCCCCAUGAGGUGACCUAUGCCCAGCUGCACAGCUUGACUCUCAGACAGAGGACAACUGAACCAUCUUUGUCCCAGGAAGGUGAUUCUACAGCUGAACCCAGUGUGUAUGCAACUCUGGCCAUCUACUAG
Messenger RNA from Carlito syrichta (Philippine tarsier), 1422 nucleotides. Its product is annotated as leukocyte immunoglobulin-like receptor subfamily B member 4. The transcript has 11 exons. Lineage: Eukaryota; Metazoa; Chordata; Mammalia; Primates; Tarsiidae. Gene Ontology annotation, biological process: cytokine-mediated signaling pathway. The record is from RefSeq and is a predicted model, not a curated record. Gene Ontology annotation, molecular function: inhibitory MHC class I receptor activity. Bases 1 to 1422 code for a protein of 473 amino acids.